Molecule: messenger RNA, 1701 nt
Organism: Aureobasidium namibiae CBS 147.97
Lineage: Eukaryota; Fungi; Ascomycota; Dothideomycetes; Dothideales; Saccotheciaceae
Product: amino acid transporter
Exons: 3
Coding region: 1-1701 (566 amino acids)
Biological process (GO): amino acid transmembrane transport
Cellular component (GO): membrane
Molecular function (GO): amino acid transmembrane transporter activity
Source: RefSeq, a predicted model, not a curated record
AUGACUUCCCACGAAAAGGGAACAGCCGAUCCUGAGAUCGCAAAGACUGCCUCUUACGACUAUGAAGCCCAGGACAUUGCUGCCAUCAAGGAGGGAACUUCCAAUGAGCUCCCUGGAGAGCAGCUCCAGCGUGGUCUCCACUCUCGACAAGUUUCUAUGAUUGCUAUUGGUGGUGCACUUGGUACUGGACUUAUCAUUGGAACCGGCAAAGCCCUCGCUCAGGCUGGCCCCGGUUCCAUCUUGAUCGCAUACAGUUUCGUCGGUCUUCUCGUCUGGAUUGUCAUGGCUGCCGUCGGUGAAAUGGCUGCUUGGAUUCCCGUUGCUGGUGGGUUCAGUCCCUUCGCUACUCGUUUCUGUGACCCUGCACUUGGCUUUGCUCUGGGUUGGACUUAUUGGUUCAAAUACAUCAUCGUCACGCCGAAUCAAUUGACGGCUGCGGCGUUGGUCAUAUCAUAUUGGGUCGACGCGGACAAAGUAAAUCCGGGUGUCUGGAUCACAAUCUUCCUCAUUGCCAUUAUCGCUAUCAAUUAUCUGGGUAUCCGCUUCUUCGGAGAAUUCGAAUUCUGGCUCUCUUCAAUCAAGGUCUUGGUCGUUUGUGGCAUGAUCAUCCUGUCUCUCGUUCUCGCGCUCGGAGGUGGCCCAGAUGGCGACAGGAAGGGCUUCAGAUACUGGAAGAACCCCGGAGCUUUCAAAGAAUACAAGGGUACGGGCGACGCCGGCCGCUUCUUCGGUUUGUGGAGUUCCAUGGUUACCGCUGUCUUCGCCUACCUUGGAACAGAAUUGGUUGGUGUUACAGUCGGUGAAGCCGAGAACCCUCGCAAGACCAUUCCUAGAGCUAUCAGAUUGACCUUCUUCCGUAUUGUCUUCUUCUACAUCCUUUCGGUCCUUCUAGUCGGCAUGAUCGUCCCUUACAACAGCCCCAAUCUCGCUUUCGCUACCAAGCAAUCCAACUCUGCUGCUGCGUCGCCUUUCGUUGUUGCCAUCCAGCUUGCUGGCAUCAAGGGUCUUCCUGGAUUCCUGAAUGCUUGCAUUCUGAUCUUCGUCUUCAGCGCCUGCAACUCCGAUCUCUACAUUGCCAGUCGUACCCUCCACGGUCUUGCUCUCCGUGGCCAAGCACCCAAGAUCCUGGCCAAGACUGACAAGCGUGGUGUUCCUUACUACGCCCUCGGUUCCUCUGCUCUGUUCUGUCUGUUGGCAUACAUGAACGUCUCAUCCAGCAGCAAGGAAGUCUUCGGCUACUUCGUCAACCUGACCACUAUUUUCGGUCUGCUGACUUGGAUCUCCAUCCUCGUCACCCACAUCUACUUCCGCCGCGCCUGCAAGGCCCAAGGCGUAACCCCCAAGCAACUCCCCUACGCCGCACCCCUCGGCAUCUGGGGCUCCUACUUCUCCCUCUUCUGGUGCUGUUUGAUUGCCCUGACCAAGAACUUUGCCGCGUUCACCCACGAUAAGAGCUAUGGCAACUUUGACUACAAGAACUUCAUCACUGGAUACCUUGGUAUUCCUCUGUAUCUGAUCUUGCUCUUUGGAUUCAAGUUCAUCAAGAAGACCAAGGGUAUCAAGCCCCAUGAGGCUGAUCUGUUCACUGGCAAGGAUGUCUUUGAUCGUGAUGAGGAAUACUGGAAGGCUGUUGAGCAUGAGAAGGAUCGUAAGCGUGAUGGAAGUUGGUUCUACAAGACUUUCCUGUCUUGGCUGUUCUAG